GAUGCAACACGUUGGGCGUUAAAUGCAAUCAAUAUUUAAGCAAUUGUUGAGGAUAUCUGCUCUUGAUAUCAAUUGUUUUCGUAGCAAGAUGAGCACAUUCGUAUCUGUAAUAAAUCCAGUUACAGGGAAAACUGACUGGUGUCUUCAAAACGACAAUUAUGACUUCCAUCAAGAAAUUGCAAGAUCUGCAUAUGCUGACAUGCUGCAUGAUACAGAAAGGAACCAAAAGUACUACACUGCAUUGCGUCAUGCAGUUGUGAUCUUGCGAACACGAGGGGAGAGGGUUCAUGUCCUAGAUAUAGGUACAGGAACAGGACUUCUGUCGAUGAUGGCUGCCUCUCUAGGAGCUGACCAGGUGACUGCAUGUGAGGCCUUCUCUCCUAUGGCUGACUGUGCCAGGAAGGUGAUCCAACAAAACGGCUUUGCUGACAAGAUAAAGUUGAUACCAAAACGCUCCACAGAAAUUGUGGUUGGGAAAGAUGGAGACAUGGAUUCCCGUGCAAACAUCUUGAUCACGGAGGUGUUUGAUACAGAACUUAUUGGAGAGGGGGGUAUUGGUACAUUCACACAUGCCCAUAGAGAGCUUCUACAGAAUGACUGUAUUGUGGUGCCAUCAGUUGCUAACAUGUAUGUUCAGCCUGUCAAAUCUAAGCUGGUCCGACGAUGGAGAGACAUUCAGCCAAUCAGAAUGCAUGGAUGUGAUGACAUCAAUCCCCCAGAUAACCUGAUCAGUUGUGGUGGAGCUCCAUCCUUACAUGAUCUUCAGUUAGACCAAAUCCCGUUAGACCAGUUUGAGAUUAUCUCUGAUCCAAUAAAAGUAUUCAGGUUUGAUUUCAGUGGCAAGACACCUUUACCGUUUCAUAAUCAGUCUCAAAAUGUGGUCAAGAGUCUGACCUCUGGACAAGUGGAUGGUGUGUUUAUGUGGUGGGACCUCGAAAUGGACACUAAAGAGGAGAUAAUCCUUAGCUGUGCACCAAGCUGGGCACAUCCACACAUUGAAGAGUUACAGUGGAGAGAUCACUGGAUGCAGGCAAUAUAUUAUCCUAGUACUCCGUUGGAGGUCAAGAAAGAAGAAGAGGUCAAGGUCAUUAGUUACCAUGAUGAGUACAGUCUCUGGUUUGAAGUUGCCAAAGAAUCCAGUGAAAAAGAAGAUUUCCACAAGGAGGGAGGACCUAUAUGCAGCUUUGGGGCUAACAUUUGUUUCAGCAGGGGCAGAAUCGGAAUGAUGAAUGAUCCAGUGAGGAGAAAAAUUUACAAAGAGAUCUUAAAAAAGAAUGUGACUACUGACACAACUUGCUUGUGUUUGGGUGAUGGUAACAUGAUGGCACUGAUAGCAGCGAGACUUGGCUGUAAACAGGUUUUUACUGUGGAACCUAACCCCAGUGUAAGAAAGGUCAUGGAGUCCUUUAUUAAAACAAAUGGUCUAGAAGAAAUUAUCACUGUAAUAACUAAUAACCCUGAGGCUCUGACGUCUGCAGACUUUGGUGAUCACAAGAUUGACCUUGUGUUGGGAGAGCCAUACUUUCAGAGCUCUGUUUUACCAUGGCACAGCAUUAAUUAUUGGUACUCGAUAGAUCAGCUUUCUGACAUUAUGGCAACUGAGGCAAAGAUAUUCCCUACUUCAAUGACAAUUAAGGCCAUAGCUGUUGAGUUUACAGACCUCUGGAAGAUACGGGCCCCUGUUGGAAUGUGUGAGGGAUUCAAUCUUCAAGUAUUUGAUGAUUUAAUAGAGCGUUCGUCAGAUAUUGCUGAUGAGACUGUAGAACCACAGCCCUUAUGGGAAUACCCUUGUACUGCUCGAAGUGAUAUUGUAAAUAUUUACAACUUCCAAUAUACUUCUUCCUGGGACAAAACAGCAGUGACUUUGACAAAAGAACUCAACUUACAAAGUGAUGGACACUGUAAUGGAGUUGUGCUGUGGGCAGACUUUGACUUCGGCAAAAAUUGUGUUGUAAGCACUGGACCAAGAGAAGCACCACAUGUAGGAAAGGAAAUUAAAUGGGACAUUUACACUCGACAGGGUGUCCAUCUUCUAAAACACCCGCUUACCUCGAGGAAUACUGUUGGUGAACAUGCAAUUCAUGUGACAUUCAAUUUUAGACCAAAACAAGGAGAUUUAGAAUUUACUUUUAAAUCAAAUAGCUGAAAUUAUAUAUUUGGAGUAUUUACUGUUCGUGACCUAUCCUUUUAUCAAACACUAACAAAGAUUUGUCAACUUGAUAUCAAGCUUGUUAUGAUUUACCUGGUAUGUAAGAACAAAAUUCUUCUGUAGGUGCAACCUACUUUAACAACAAUGAUUUUCCCUUAACACUUAAAUCCCCUGGAUAUCACUAAUUUUGUUCAGAAGAUGCAGGGCAUGACUUGAUAUCAUUCCACAAUGGUUAUGAAUAAUUAACAUACAGAAAUAAUUCCAGAAGUAAAUAGUCAGACCGUCUACAGACCAAAAACGUGUUUAAGUUGAGGGAGAUCUUAACCUGUUUGUGUUCACCAGUACUUCAUUCUAGAUAGUCAGGGAUUGAAGAGAAUGUGUUAUUACAUUCAGGAUAUAUGAAGACCUCUUCACUGGAUGUUGAUUCAGCUUCAACAAUCAAUGAAAACACCUGUUAGUUUUAUUGGCGUGAAUUUGACUAGAAAGUGUUCACAUAUUGUAUCGUCAGCUUAGGUAUUCUUCGUCCUUAUUACAUGUAUUACUUGGCUUCUGUAUGCAUACAAAAUUAGAUAAAUGAUAAAAAGAUCAGAAGGCUAAUCCAGUGAAAAUUUUAUUUUAUUUUAGUUAUAUACCAAUAAAUGCCUGGACCAGU
Messenger RNA from Ylistrum balloti, 2801 nucleotides. Its product is annotated as protein arginine N-methyltransferase 7-like. Gene Ontology annotation, molecular function: protein-arginine N-methyltransferase activity. NCBI's taxonomy places the organism in Eukaryota, Metazoa, Mollusca, Bivalvia, Pectinida, Pectinidae. The transcript has 14 exons. The record is from RefSeq and is a predicted model, not a curated record. Gene Ontology annotation, biological process: peptidyl-arginine methylation. The coding region runs from base 23 to 2146 and encodes 707 amino acids.